Quercus lobata is the source of this 1971-nucleotide messenger RNA. Its product is annotated as beta-glucosidase 46-like. The transcript is spliced from 12 exons. Gene Ontology annotation, molecular function: beta-glucosidase activity. Gene Ontology annotation, biological process: carbohydrate metabolic process. Bases 231 to 1874 code for a protein of 547 amino acids. Lineage: Eukaryota; Viridiplantae; Streptophyta; Magnoliopsida; Fagales; Fagaceae. The record is from RefSeq and is a predicted model, not a curated record.
AAUGUGCACGAGGUAGAAUUUCUCCCCCUAAGAAUGUGCACAUGAGUCAUAUAGAAAUGAUGAUACACUUUGGCAUAUUCUCUAUUAUACUAUCUUUCUAAUUGUUACCCUUUGAACAACAUAAAUUCUCAUUUUCUAAAAAGAUAGUACUCCAUAAUAAGUUCACUAGAGUAACUUUUACUUCUCUUUCUCAAAAAGGAUUCAUUUUAUUUGGAAUAGCAUUAAUUACUAUGGAGAUUUCAUUAGUAUUGCAUGCUUUCUUUGUAUUUCAUAUGUGCUUUCCAAUUCUAGUGGCAACAUGUGAUACCAUAUCUCUAAAAGGAAGUAUUGAAUCAUCUCAAUUCCCAAGCAACUUCCUCUUUGGAACAGCUUCUUCUUCUUAUCAGUUUGAAGGAGCUUUCUUGAGCUAUGGUAAAGGACUUAAUAACUGGGAUGUUUUCACUCAUAUGCCUGGUAAAAUCAUGGAUGGGAGUAAUGGAGAUAUUGCUGUUGACCAGUACCAUCGAUAUCCAGAGGAUCUAUAUCUCAUGGAUCUAAUGGGAGUCAGCAGCUAUCGUUUCUCCAUAUCAUGGGCAAGAAUUCUACCCAAGGGAAGAUUUGGAAAAGUGAAUAGAGCUGGCAUUGAUCAUUAUAACAACUUCAUAAACGCUCUUCUGCAUAAAGGGAUCCAACCCUUCGUGACAUUGACUCAUUAUGACAUUCCUCAGGAGCUUGAAGGCAAAUAUGGAGCUUGGCUGAGUUCCAAAGCGCAGGAGGAUUUCAAAUAUUAUGCAGAUGUAUGUUUUAGAUUCUUUGGGGACCGGGUCAAGUACUGGUCCACUUUAAAUGAGCCCAAUGUAGUAGCGAUUCGCGGUUACAGGACAGGCGAUUACCCACCAUGUCACUGCUCCUGGCCAUUUGGGAAUUGUAGCAGUGGGGAUUCAGAGAAAGAGCCUUUUGUUGUGGCUCAUAACAUGAUCCUAUCCCACGCUGCUGCUGUCGGUAUUUAUAGAACCAAAUACCAGAAAAAACAAGGAGGUAGCAUUGGAAUUGUUAUGGAUGCUGUGUGGUAUGAACCUAUUAGUGAUUCCUGGGAAGAUAAGUUAGCAGCUGAGAGGGCUCAAUCUUUCUACAUGAACUGGUUCUUAGACCCAAUUAUACGUGGGAAAUAUCCAAUAGAGAUGCAAGAAAUUCUUCAAUCUGACUUGCCUAUGUUUUCAAAACAUGAUUUGGAGAUGCUGAAGAAUAAAUUAGACUUCAUUGGCAUCAAUCACUACACCAGCUACUAUAUAAAAGACUGUAUAUUUUCUCCGUGUGAACCAGGACCAGGAGCUUCGAGAACAGAAGGUUUUGCUUUACAAACAGUUAAAAAGAACAAUAUCUUCAUUGGAGAGCCGACGGCAUGUGGCUGGAUAUUUGUCUAUCCUCAAGGAAUGGAGAAGAUGGUGACAUAUAUAAAAGAGAGAUAUAACGACAUUCCAUUGUUUAUAACAGAAAAUGGGUUUUGUGAUAAGGAGAAUCCCCAUUCCACCAUGGAAAAUUCAAUUCAUGAUGUCAAGAGAGUGGAGUACAUGAACAGCUACUUAGAUGCUCUAGCAACAGCAAUGAGGAAAGGAGCAGAUGUGAGAGGGUAUUUUGCAUGGUCCUUGCUUGACAACUUUGAGUGGCUAUAUGGAUAUACCAUUAGGUUUGGGCUUCAUUAUGUUGAUUAUGCCACUCUCAAGAGAACUAGAAAACUAUCAGCGACUUGGUACAAAGAUUUCAUUGCUAACCACAAGGCACACAAAUUUAGUGCUGAUGGGGCACCUCAAGAGCAGCAGCUUACAAGAAAUUCAUUAAAGCUGAACGCCACCUCAAACAAGCUGUGUCAGAAUUUUGUUUCUCUAGCACAAUAGUCUUUCUGUAUUGCUUGCCUAUUCCUUUCUGGUGCAAUUGCUAUAACUUCGGUGCUUGCUAGUUUGUAAAUUUUCGGCUUUAAGUGAGCCUUGCAUG